Mucor mucedo is the source of this 1063-nucleotide messenger RNA. RefSeq lists its product as uncharacterized. NCBI's taxonomy places the organism in Eukaryota, Fungi, Mucoromycota, Mucoromycetes, Mucorales, Mucoraceae. The coding region runs from base 160 to 1008 and encodes 282 amino acids. The record is from RefSeq and is a predicted model, not a curated record. The transcript has 3 exons.
CGAAUUUUACCUUGAGAGCACCUCAUGCUGGAUACACAUUUACUUUUUGAGUAACCGCGCUUGCUGUGGUGGUGUGAGAGGUGACGGUUUUUAACUUUUUCAUCCCUUUUUUUUUUUCCGCGCACAAGCUCUCUCGUCCGCUGUUUUAACAUUAUAACAAUGUCGAUGAACAGUAGAUAUCGUGAAAGAAAAUAUAAUACUUCAGAUAAUGACCGUUUAUUAAGGGCACUUUCUCAACCUGUCCAAGCCUGGGACAAGAAAUGGACUCCACACUCCAACUCCAAAACACUCCAAACUUACAAAUGGGUCAAAUCGGAAAGAACGAUUGAAUAUGAACAAGACGAGGAAAGUGAGGAAGAACCAGAGCCCAUGGAGACCGAACCAUCGCUGGAAACAGCACCUGUAGAAAUGACAACAGAUAUUCACAUUGCCGAGACGAAUGAAGGCACUGAGGAGACUACUACGACGACAACAGCAACAACAACAACAACAACAGUGAAUGAUACUGUCACUGCUACUGCUACAGGUGUGGAAAUAAGCACGAUGCCUAAUAGCAGCCAGUCAGAACAAACCAUUCCUGGUGGUCCCAGUACACUUUUAACAAAUAAGGCACUUUCAACCGUUCAACAAGAUAUGGAGGAAGACAAUCGUCGAUCUGAAACGCCAAAAUUAGAUGAUAUCUCUGACGAGGAAGUGACUACAGUUUUGGAAGAAGAGGACGGAGCGGAUGCAUCCAAACAUCCUGCUUUAGCACCUCAUGCGCAAGCACAUUUAAGCGAUGAUGAUGAGAGUAUGACAGAUUCUACUGCUGUUACACCUCAAACUGAAGGAAAUACACCAAUGCCACAAUUAGAAGGUGGGGAGGAGGAUAUGGAACAAACCAAUGCUUUAAAUGCACAUCCAUUGAGCCAAGAAAUUUUAACAGGAGUUUCUCAUGAUAUGGCUUCUUUAAACAAUGAUUCUCCCUCUGUUCAAACGCCUGAAGAUGUUGUUUCUCAUCAUGAUUAGAUAAAACAAAAAAUAUGUGUAAAAAUAAAAAAAAAUCGCGUUCUUUUAAACAUUU